CUUUAUGAUUAAUAAACAAGAAGAAGCUCAGAAAUGAAAUAUUAUCAUCAACGUCAUUUCAACAUUUCCUCUGAUGAACACUGUGUGUGUGUUGUUGUUGUGUGUGCGUGUGUGUUGUUGUGUGUGUGUGUGUUGAUGUGUGUGUUGUUGUUGUGUGUGCGUGUGUGUGUGUGUGGGGGGAGAACGACACAUGUUCUUGUGUCUCUGGUCGUCACCUGGCACAGCAGCUCGUCACCACUUCCUGUUCCACUUGAAGACGAGGAGGAAGACGGUCUCGGUCUCGGUCUCAGUCGUCUUCUCGUCUCCGUUCUGUCGACUGCAGCCAGUUUGAAGAGCGACGUGUUCUCUGCGACGGUGGUGGUCCAGACGAGGGUUUCUGUCCUGCUGGUCCUGUCCUCACUGGUCCACACCACAGAGGCCACGAUGGCCAUGUACGACCCGCAGCUGUGUUACGUGCUGGACGGCUUCCUCGGCCUGUACGGACUCAUCAUCACCGGCAUGUUCAUCAAGGAGAAGUUCUUCAAAACCAAAGGGAAGUCAACGGACGAGAGCAUCUACAGCGACCUGGUGGGUCAGCACAACGACCCGUAUGCUCCGCUGGUGAGAGGAGACCCUGAGAGAGGACGAAACCGCAGGAACGACGACAACGCCACCUACACGGAUCUGCAGAAACGAGGCGGGGAGGGCGAGUACAAGGAGCUGCCCGUCAAGAGAGAGCGCCACAAAAAGACCGAGCAGGUUUACCAGGGGUUGAGCUCCGCCACCAAGGACACCUACGACGCGCUGCAGAUGAAGCCGCUCUCUGCUCGCUAACGGUGCCGAGGCGUCGAGAUCUUCAGUUUCAGCGGGAGAACACAAACAUCUGUCAGCGGACCAGCCGUCUGGCUCGAGUUCUGAUUUAUGACGAGAUCAGAAUCAGUCUGAUCGUUGAUCUUUUAUUUAGCAGAUUGUUCAGAAGUUCUUGAAGAACAGCUGCAGAAAUCCAUGUUUAAAUAUCUGAAGUGUAUUAUUUCAUCUCGUGGACGUUCUGUGUUAAUUAGUGAAAUUAAAAUGACGUGAUCGAAGUGAUUUAACCGUCACAGAACAACCCAGGUCCAAAGUUCUGAAACAUUUGUUAUCUGUCCGGGUCUCAAACGAUCAGUGGAGCUGGUGACGUUGUUCAGGUUUCAGCUCCGUCAGAUGUGAUUAUUGAUCCGACAUGAAGUUGGUUUAAAAGCUUGUUGGUUCUGUUCAGCAUCACAGAUAUGAGUUAUUAUUAUUAUUCUAAAGACAAAUUGGACAGAAAAAUAACAAAUAUGUGUUUAAAAAUGUAACUUGAAACCAAAACAUCGACGUUUAACAGACAGAAAUGUUUUAAAAGAUCUAAAAAGUAAAGUUGUGUUUCAGGAGUUAUUUGAAUAUUUUGUGUUGUUUUUGUUCAUAAUCUUUGAUUAGUUUUCUGUAUAAUGUAGAUAAACUUUAACGUAACGCUGCGUCAGUACGGAGCCCGAAGAAUGAAUAAAACAUUACAAAACAAAUGAAUAUAUAAAUAUAAUCCUUAAAUUGUGACAAUAAUAAUAGUAAUAAUGUCUAAAAAUGUGCGUCACUGUUCUGAAAUAUUUCUUCACCCUGACUUUAUUUUAAUCAUUGAAAUAAUUUCACUGAAGCUCAUUUUAAUUUGAUUUCUGCUAAAUCCAAACAAAGACAAUGUGACGCACAUCACUGACGCUGAAAUAAAUUAAUAAGUUGAUAUAAAAUGAUGUUCGUUGAAUCAGUAACACAACAUUUCUUUAGUUUUGUGUUGGUGUAUUUAACAUUGGACUGUUUGGGCCUCCGUACAUUAGGAACUUAAAGUUUGCAGCUGUGAGAUUUUAUGGUAGAAUGUAGAAGAAAUAUUUUUAAACUUCUGUAACUUUGUUCUGAUGACCUUUCUUUUUAUAUUCCUCUUGUGCUCGUACAAACAAUCAGCCUUCUGAUUUGCUGUCGUCAUAUUUUCCUGAGAAUUUGUUCUGUAAUGACGCCGUCUGAGCUUUUAGCUUCUAUGAUUCAUGUCUGAUCUCGCUUCUGAUAUUAAAAUGUAUUUUUUAUAAAUCUCCUAAUAAAUUCUAAUUAAAAGCCUCAGUUGAUUCUC
This is a messenger RNA of Acanthopagrus latus (yellowfin seabream), 2110 nucleotides long. RefSeq names its product T-cell surface glycoprotein CD3 zeta chain-like. The transcript has 8 exons. Bases 34 to 813 code for a protein of 259 amino acids. The record is from RefSeq and is a predicted model, not a curated record. Lineage: Eukaryota; Metazoa; Chordata; Actinopteri; Spariformes; Sparidae. Gene Ontology annotation, molecular function: transmembrane signaling receptor activity. Gene Ontology annotation, cellular component: membrane. Gene Ontology annotation, biological process: cell surface receptor signaling pathway.